CUUUCACAGAGGAAAUUCUGUCAGUGUGUUUUUGAACGUGCGUCUAUGUGGAAUUUAUGCCAGAAUCAGCUGAGGAUUUAUUUACUUGCUUGUCUGAUGGAUCAUAGCUGCUGAUCUGAGAAUGCUCUUUGGAUCACCACAUACAUCUUACAUUCCUGGUUCUGUCAGGAAUGUCUUUUCGUGGCUAUGACUGUGUGUGUGUGUGUGUGUGUGUGUGUGUGUGUGUGUGUGUGUGUGUGUGUGUGUGUGAGUGAGUGAGUGAGUGAGUGAGUGAGUGAGUGAGUAUGUGUAGGGGUCACCAGCCUUUUGUUGAGCUGUUCUGAAUCGCCAGGCAAAUGCUCUCUUUUCAGGGCUUCGGUGCAUGUAACAGAAGGACUCGGCAAACAUUUUUCUUAUUUUCAUGUGGGCCUCGUUUGCUCACUUGGUCCGGAAGAGGAAGGCCCUGGAGGCGUUGGGGUGUGUGCAUGUGUGAGUGUGUGACUGUUGACGAGCUGAAACCAGAUACCCAUAUGCCACAGUAUUAAAGGAACUCUGUUCAAGCUUUGUCAGUCCUGAAGGAGCCAAUACAAGUUUAUCAUUUUAAAAGUUUGAAAGCUUGAGUUAGAACGCCUGCUUGUAUAAAAGCUUGUAUUAAGAGUAGUCGUGACAAUGGUAAUUCGCUAUGUUGGCUUGUCCACUGCCUUUUUUAAACCUCUGGAUCAUGGAAUAUAUAGUGUGGGUUUAAAGCGUCACGGGAUCACAUUUUAAUGUCCUCUACAAUUUAGAUUGUCAAUGCAGAUGCGGUAAACCCAUGAGUUGAUCAACUUUGGGUGGGAGCAGAUACUGCUGGUUGGACUUGAGGAAUAUUUCUUUUCAGAUAGAAGUUAAAGAAAAAAAAUCUUGGGGGAAUGUGCUUGCUCUUUAGAUUGUAGUCUCAAAAUUCAUCACGCUCACUAAUAACCGGAACUGUAUUGAGUAGUCUUAAGAAUUGUUCAAGUGGGUGACUGCUAUUUGGUUUCCAUGUGUGGGCUCCUGAAUGAAGACCAUAUAUAUCCAUGUUGCAAAGUCCUCUGUCAUUCUACUAAAGGAGGAGAUGCAAACGGUUUAGCUUUUAAUGUCAUUUUCCUCUCGACUUUAAAAAAGAAAAGGGAAAAUGGAAAGUCAGUCUUUAAAUGUACUGUAUAUCCGUGUGUGGCUAAAAAAUGUUUGAUGAUAAAUUAUACCACGAAUAUACAUCCAGACACAUUUGUUGACAGAUAUUUUGCUGUUUGACAUGUAAAAAUGGGCCCAAAGACUGGUCUUUUGGAGUCUUAAAAUGUUCAGUGGACUAUUUUUGUCCUGCUCGCAAGGAAGGAAUCUAAUGUUAGAAACAAUUUUAAUCUCUUGCACUGAACUGUUAUGUCUUCUGAAGGAUAGAUGCGCAGGGCAAUGCCAUGCCAAAGCCAUGUGUAUCUUUCUGAAUAUGGACUAGUGCUUAGCAGACAGGAAGGUUGUCAUGGUGACUGUUGCUAUUCUCUUACCACAAGAAGAACAAAUUGCCUCUGGUUUGUUACCGAAGACUGGGAAAAGAUUUGAACUUGGGCCAUAUGCUAUCGGAGAUGGUGCAAGCUAAUUCUGGCUGAGGAGGAGAUAAAGACGGAGCCUGAUGUGGUAGAAGGGAUGGAUACAUCUGUACGAGCCAAAGCCCCUGAUCCACCGGGGUCAGCAGAACGCUCCCUGGCACCACAGAAGAGGAAGGUGUCUAGUCCCACCCACUCCUCCAAUGGACACUCUCCGUCUGACACAUCCCCCAGUCCGCUCAAGAAAAAGAAAAAGCCUGGGGCCAUGAACUCUAACAAAGACCAGUCAGAGCUAAGACAUGGUCCCUUUUACUAUAUGAAGCAGCCAGCACUCACCACAGACCCUGUUGAUGUUGUACCGCAGGACGGCAGGAAUGACUUCUACUGCUGGCUGUGCCACCGCGAGGGCCAGGUGCUCUGCUGUGAGCUCUGCCCCAGGGUGUACCAUGCCAAGUGCCUCAAACUACCAGCUGAGCCUGAGGGCGACUGGUUCUGUCCCGAGUGUGAGAAAAUAACAGUUGCAGAAUGCAUUGAAACACAGAGCAAAGCAAUGACAAUGUUGAAUAUAGACCAACUCUCUUACUUGCUCAAAUUUGCACUCCAAAAGAUUAAGCAGCCUGGGACUGAGCCCUUUCAGAAGCCUGUGUCCUUGGAACAGCAUCCUGACUAUGCUGAGUACAUUUUUCACCCCAUGGACUUGUCUACUUUAGAGAAGAAUAUCAAGAAGAAAAUGUAUGGCUGCACUGAAGCCUUUCUGGCUGAUAUGAAGUGGAUCUUACACAACUGCAUCAUUUAUAAUGGAGGUAAUCACAAAUUAACAGCAACAGCAAAAGUCAUUGUCAAGAUAUGUGAGCAUGAGAUGAAUGAGAUUGAAGUAUGCCCUGAGUGCUACCUGUCUUCCUGCCAAAAAAGGGACAACUGGUUCUGUGAGCCAUGCAGUCAGCCUCAUACCCUUGUCUGGGCGAAACUGAAAGGUUUCCCCUUCUGGCCAGCAAAAGCCCUUCGUGAGAAAGACGGCCAGGUUGAUGCACGCUUCUUUGGACAACAUGACAGAGCUUGGGUCCCCAUCAAUAACUGCUACCUCAUGUCCAAAGAGAUUCCUUUCUCCGUAAAGAAGACAAAGAGCAUUUUCAACAGUGCCAUGCAAGAAAUGGAAGUUUAUGUAGAAAACAUUCGUAAGAAAUUUGGGGUUUUUAACUAUGCGCCAUUUCGAACUCCUUACACACCCAACAAUCAGCUUCAAAUGCUGCUGGACCCUUCUAACCCUAGUGCAGGCACAGUAAAAACAGAGAAACUUGAUAAAAUGCGCUUUAACUUUGAUUUAACGGCAUCUCCGAAGAUGGUUCUUAGUAAGAGUUCCACACCCAGUGGUAUGAAUCGGAGAGUCUCCAUGACAGACAUGCCUCGUUCCCCUAUGAGUACAAACUCCUCGGUUCACACAGGGUCUGAUGGAGAGCAAGAUAUAGAAAAGGCCAGUAGAAAUUCUGCCUUUCACUACAGCACAGGAGAGGACUCCAUGGACUGUACUGCUUCUCCUGUCUCAGGAAAGGUUGGUCCAGCGAGCGGUUUCACGGGCAGCCCUAAGUCACUCAACCCUAGCUUGGUGCCUAAGCAAGAGAGGCCUGCAUCCACAGGUGGCAUCCUCAAUCUCAACCUAGAUCGAGUGAAAGCUGAGAUGGAUCUGAGAGAGCUGAGCGAGAGUGUGCAGCAGCAGCAACACCAGCAACAGUCAGGGUCAGCUGCUCUCCCCACACCAAAGAGACCCAUCAGGAGCCUCGACAAGACUAUUGAAAGCUGCAAGGCUCAGCUGGGGAUAGAUGAAAUUUCUGAAGAUGUAUAUAAAGGUGUGGAUCAUAGUGACACAGAGGACUCUGGUAAAUCUGACUCUAGUGAUAGCGAGUAUGUCAGUGACGAGGAACACAAGCCAAAGAGCUCUGUACAGGACGAAAAGGUCAAAGUGGAUCGAAAGAAGCCCAGAGCAAGUGCAGAAGCAGAGAAUAAGGACUUAGUUGGAGGGAUGGGGGAAAAAUCUACACCUGCAACCCAGAUCAAACAGAAGCAGGGUAACAAUGAGCAAGAGGAGGCCCUUCAAGAAAAGCCCAGAAUGACCCAGUCUCAGCCCAUCUCUGACAAGCCGAAGGCCCCAGAGGAGGGGAGAACAACUAAUGCAACAUCAGUUGCGGAGCAAGACUCUGAUUCUGAAAGAGAGUUGGUGAUUGACCUCGGAGAUGAACACGGAGCUCGUGACACAAAGAGAUCAAGAAAAGACACGGGAGGCUCCUCUGCCAAAACCCCUAAAGAGACCAAUGCUUCCAAACUGGAGGGUAAAGUAACCAAUUCCAAUACAGCAGUUGCUCCAGCCACUUCCACCCUGAAAGAUGCCUUGCAGCCUGCUUCGACUGCUCUCAACCCUGUUUCCACUCCUGCAUCUGGUCAGCCUAUUGCUGCCUCAAGUACCAGCAGCACUUCCAGCACUCCGUCCACCUCAGUUGCAUCAACCUCGCCAGCUGUAAAGAAACAGCGCCCCCUGUUGCCCAAAGAAACGGCCCAGGCUGUGCAGCGAGCAGUCGUUUGGAAUCCCACCAAAUUGCAGAAUUCCUCUCAGAAGGCUCAUGUACAGAAGCAGCAACAGGCAGAGCAGUCGACUGCACAGCCACAAGGCCAGGUGCAGGUCCAGACACAAAGUCAGUCUCAGCAGAAUUCUUCAAGUACUCGCUACCAGACCAGACAAGCAGCUAAAGUUCAAUUGAAAGACUCACCUCAGAGUACGUCAGCAUCUAGUAGCUCAUCUUCCUACUUGUCAGGAGAUUUGCCAAUCCCUACUGCUUCUGCAGAUGCAGCUGCAGAUAUAGCCAGAUAUACAACCAAAAUUAUGGACUCAAUAAAAGGAACAAUGACUGAAAUCUACAAUGACCUUUCCAAAAGUACUUCGGGAAAUACAAUCGUAGAGAUUCGACGGUUGAGGAUAGAGAUCGAGAAGCUUCAGUGGUUGCAUCAACAGGAGUUGUCUGAGAUGAAGCACAAUCUGGAACUGACAAUGGCAGAGAUGAGGCAGAGUCUGGAGCAGGAGAGAGAAAGGCUGGUAGCAGAGGUAAAAAAACAGAUGGAGCUGGAAAAGCAGCAGGCUGUGGAUGAGACGAAAAAAAAACAGUGGUGCGCCAACUGUAGGAAGGAGGCCAUCUUCUAUUGUUGUUGGAACACCAGUUAUUGUGAUUACCCCUGUCAGCAAGCCCAUUGGCCAGAACACAUGAAGUCCUGCACGCAGUCAGCUUCAGCUUCACAACAGGAACCAGAGGCGGAGCCCAACCCAGACGCUUCGGGCAAAUCAACAGGCAAUUCCCCGGUCACACAAAUUCUGACUGUUCCAGCAGGAGCAGCCGCACCCUCUUCCUCCUCCUCCUCAUCCAUAUCAGACAAAAGCAGCUCUCCCACAUAUAUUGACAAGAACAAGGACAAUGCUGGGGUUACUGUAACAUAACUGUCACUCUACAUUGUGGCAUGUAUUGCAAGGCUGCUGUGGACCUCGCUGUGUCACACUGCACCCUGCUCUGUGACAAUUUACUUUUUGGUUUCCAUUCCCAAAUGCUUGGAGGACAUUUUUGUUGGUUUCUAUGUUCUUGUGGAUUCAUCAUGUGAAAAUAGUCAGUUUUAACACAACAAAUGUGAGUCUAUGUUUCCAUACUGUAGUUUUGUUAUCGGUAUGUUACCACUUAAUUUCUUGUCUGAGCAAGAUUGUAACUAACUGCAGAAUAUUUGUUACACUAACAUGUUUCAUUGCUGCUCUUAAAUGCUUAAAUGCUGUAUUUUUUUGUGAAUCCUCCUACCAUCUGAGAUGUCGAAACAGCCAUGAAUAAUUGAUUCUCAAUUAUCAUGGUGCCACCAGAUGUAUUCUGGGUUUUGCAUCAUUGCGCCUUUUUUCAAUUGUACUUUUCAUGUCAGUGGUCUUUAAAAAAAAAGUCAUCCCACAUUGUAUAGGCAUAGGUAAAAAAUUGAUUUAUGAAAAGAUCUAAAGCAUUUGUGUAAAAGGUUUUUGUAAGAAGAUAAAUGAACAAUAUUUAUUAUGUUUUUAUAGUAUGUUUUGAUGAAUCACAUUUUUGUCUAAAAUUUAUUUUGACCUAAAAUUACUCAUGAAUGUCAUUACUGGGUGGAGUCUGUUUAACUGUUUUUCCAAAGUUGAUGUAAAUUCCGGUCAGGCUGUUUGAAAUUGUGUAUACUUGAAUAUAAAAAACGUUUUGGCUGAUUGUGAUUACACGAGCAUGUCUAAUUUGAGUUUUGUCUCCUUGUUUACAUAUUGUAAAUACAGUAAAUUGAUUCGUGAAGAAAAUAAAGGUUCUUGAUAUUUUGCCGCU
Messenger RNA from Phycodurus eques (leafy seadragon), 5887 nucleotides. Its product is annotated as MYND-type zinc finger-containing chromatin reader ZMYND8-like. Lineage: Eukaryota; Metazoa; Chordata; Actinopteri; Syngnathiformes; Syngnathidae. The record is from RefSeq and is a predicted model, not a curated record. The transcript is spliced from 20 exons. The coding region runs from base 1639 to 5016 and encodes 1125 amino acids. Gene Ontology annotation, molecular function: protein binding. Gene Ontology annotation, biological process: regulation of DNA-templated transcription.